AUGCGUAUUAGUCUUUUACACAAGCUGCUAGCAAUACAUUGUGAUAAGCCAAUCCUUUGUUAUUGGGACUUGAUUCUCAAGACGUUUCUGAAAAUUGCGGGCAACCGGCAUAAGCUCUUGCCUCUGAUAGAUAGAGCUACAGUGAAGUUGCUCCAAUCUCGCGCCCCGAAAUUACAAGAAAUCGACUACCCAAUUCCAACUCUGGAGACGUUCUUCAAAGAUCGUUCCUAUCUCGAGGUCGGCCAAAGCGUUAUAAAACAACUUUAUCUAUCUGAUCCGCACCGACAACUCACCGUUGAUCAAAAGGUCAGUGAGUUAUUCGAUACGCCCUUACCAGUCCUUUAUACUAUGAGUCAGCAAAGGCUUGGACAUGAUUUACUGGAAUUCUGGCGCUUUAGCUUCCAGUACGCUCUGGUUAAGGUUUUAAGGGAGUCCACUCCUAGUCCAGUUUUCGAGGAGCCCGGCCCUCCAGACAGGAUAUAUAUAUGGGGCCACUUCUGCCAAAUUAUUCAGUCGAGAGGAUUUCGACCUCCUACUAGAUUCGACUUCGUACCUCGGACCCGACUUCCCGACCCGGUUGCUUGUGAUUUUCCCGAGAUAGGGCUAGAAAAAGACGUAGAAGUGGAGAAGCGCUCGGGGAAACCCUUCUCCAAUACCGUUGAGGUAGACCGCCAUGCUCUAUCCGCCGAAUUUCUUCGACAAAGUUGGACGACUCCUCAAGUGACGGCAGGAUUCCUACGGAGGUCCGUGUUCAAGGCAUUUUUCUCUUAUCUCAUCGAAGAGGGCCAGGAAUUCAACUAA
Molecule: messenger RNA, 801 nt
Organism: Penicillium subrubescens
Lineage: Eukaryota; Fungi; Ascomycota; Eurotiomycetes; Eurotiales; Aspergillaceae
Exons: 4
Coding region: 1-801 (266 amino acids)
Source: RefSeq, a predicted model, not a curated record